AUGAUCGCCCAAAGCAAUACUGAAAUGCUUAAACAUAUUGUGUACCAACGACGAUCUCCACGCCAACCCUGCAUACCGGGUGCCGAUGACACAGGCGCCACGCUCACUGGCUACUUUGAGGACCUAUGCAACUCCAUAAACCCGAACGUGGUUUUACCGGAUACCGAACCCUCGCCAGAUGUAACUCCCGCCAUACGCCCCGAUGAUGUAAUGAAGGCUAUACUACGCUAUCCCAAUAAGGGGUCUGGCCUUGACAGUGUCUACACCCUCCUCCUGAAGGCCGCAGUGAAGCGCUCCACCGAACGCAGAACAAUAUCAGGAUGCUCUUGUGAUAUCAAUAGUCUAUAA
Molecule: messenger RNA, 348 nt
Organism: Sphaeroforma arctica JP610
Lineage: Eukaryota; Ichthyosporea; Ichthyophonida
Exons: 1
Coding region: 1-348 (115 amino acids)
Source: RefSeq, a predicted model, not a curated record